Molecule: messenger RNA, 4528 nt
Organism: Sitodiplosis mosellana (orange wheat blossom midge)
Lineage: Eukaryota; Metazoa; Arthropoda; Insecta; Diptera; Cecidomyiidae
Product: protein Fe65 homolog
Exons: 13
Coding region: 1436-3583 (715 amino acids)
Biological process (GO): regulation of DNA-templated transcription
Cellular component (GO): cytoplasm; nucleus
Molecular function (GO): amyloid-beta binding; transcription factor binding
Source: RefSeq, a predicted model, not a curated record
CACAGUACGAGUGUGAUACUUCGAUGAUGACGUCUAUGUGUGGUGGUUAGUUUGUUCUCGUUAAUUUUUUUUCUUCUGUUCGUGGAUAUUAUGCUAGUUAUGUUCUGUUGUUGAUCCGAUCGGAAAGUGGAAAAGAGCUCACACAACACUAGACACACAUAAGCUGAAACAGUUUAAUUGUGGAAAAUCGACAGUGAGAAACAGUUUGGAUGCGAACACAUUGAAUCGAAACUCAUUUUGAACAUAAUCAACAAAAUAUUCAAAAAAGAUUCUUGACAAGUGUUUAGUUUUGAUUUGUGCAAAAACUGUUGACUAAAAGUCGUCAAAUACGGAACUAAAAAAGAAAAGAAACGAAAACUGUAUGCACGCAUUGAAGCCUAUUUUGAACGAGAGAGUAUCGUGUUGUGGAAAGAAAGAAGGUCUCGCUUCUACUCUCUCAAGUACUCUACUGCUCAGUCAGAGCAGUGUGUGUGCGCGCGCGAUACCAAGCGAAACAUAAAAAUAGAGGAAGAAUAUAAAGAAAAUAAAAAGGACAAAGCAUAUUUCGGCACCAUAUCAAGUACAUUGUAAAAGUAGGACUAUUCAAUAUAGCUCUAUAGUUAAUUUAAGCUUUUAAAGGCCAUUUGUCAGUGUUCGAUGAAUCCACGAGGCUGCCGGAGUGUUAAUAAUCGAAUUUGGUCGAAAUAUACGGUGUGAAAUCAUUGGCCAGUUGCCUUGUGAGUGUGUGUAUCGUUGUUAUUUUUUUUUCUGUGUACCAAAUUCAAAGAGACAGACAGACACAGUGAGAGCAAUACUCGAGAGACAAACAGAAAGGGAGAAACACUUUGAACAUACACUCUCGGUCGGUACUGGUCGAAGUAUAGAAGACGUUUUUAUUGUUUCCGCGUGUAAGUGUUUGUAUGUGAUAAUAUAAGCCAUUUUUCACAUAUCGCAAAACUGUAACUGUAACGCCGAUUGGCCAUUAAUUUGCCACGCUAAACAAGACAAGCUAUUCCGAUUUAUAUUCGCCCACCGCAACGCAUUGUGAUUCUUUUUUUUGUCGCUGUUGUUUUGUUCAAUAAUUUUAACAAAGAAAACUUCGAUUGGCUUUCGUGUUUUGUGUUGCUUUGAUUAUUUAGUUUUUUUUUGUUUUUUUUCCUUUGUAUUUCUGGCGGAAAGCGUCAGGCGAUAAACUACUUAUGCGAGUAAUUCUUUGACGGUGUCAGCUUCGUUCUUUAGCAGCAGAGAGCUUAGAAAUCUUGCUUCGUUUUGUUUCUGGCGUAUAUUUGGAUUUUCUUCCUUUUUUGGUUUUUUUUUUCUUUCAAUUCUUGUGUGAGUGUGGUUGCUAUUCGCUAUUGUUAUUGCAGACGUGUUACUCGCUCAUCAAUAUAAAAAUCAGCAUAAAAAACCAUAGCUGGGUCAUGGAUCACCUAUCAACGGACGGCGUAUCACCUGAAUGUUGUUGUCGGGAGAGAUAUUAAUUCGAACACCAUUGAGUGUGGCUUUAUUGCCGCCACCCUCUUUGAUCGAAUUGUGCAAAGCAAUGGCAACUCUCGCUACACUCGCCAAUCAGCAGAACAUUGACGAUGAUGACAUAUAUUUAGAGAAUGGUUUAUUGAGUUAUGAAAACCCGAAUUAUCACAUGGAUCCCCAGCGCAUAGAAAGCAAUUCACAUUUAUACGAAGAGAUAUUAUCCGAGCUUCAGCAACAGAAUACAAUUCGUACGACUGGAAAAUCGCAUAUUGUUAGCAAUCGUAAAGACUACGCACGUCUUGAUAUUGGUUCAAUGGGUGUCGAUCUAAAGGAGCAUUUUCACAGCACGCCUGAGAAAGAGAGCAUUCUGGAUGCUCAAUCUCCUUCGGAGCUGAAACGAAAAAGCGAUCAGGUGCCGGAGAAACAGGAUCCAAAAUCCAAUGCCGACAGUAACAUUUUAUCGGAUGAGAAUACACAUGCAAAAAUCAAACACGUUUCGGGUGAUUUGAAUGCGGACGAUUUGUAUGCGCUGCCAAACAAGCGAUCAGCCGCCGCAAAAACGGCAACCAGUGCCAUUGUCACCAAUGAUAAAAAUGAUAGUAAAGUGUAUGAAGUGGCAUCGGAUGAAGAAGACAAAGAUGAAUGCGAUAAUAAACAUGCGAGCGAAACGAUCGAAGACAAAGAUGCAAACAAUGAUUUACCAUUCGGAUGGGAAAAGCAUGAAGACAAUGAUGGCCCGUAUUAUUGGCACAUAAAGUCUGGCACAAUACAACGUGAACCGCCUCUAUUUCCCAAAGAGCCCGUACCACAACAAGCCGGCGACAUAAAAACACCAUCGUCUGGCUUGAAUCAGUCACCGUCGUUGCUGCACAUGCAAGCCACAUCAUCGGUGAUAACCAAAUUUAGCCCAUAUUCACAAUAUCACAACUCUGGCAUGGGAUUUAAUGUACGAACACAGGAAACACAAAGCUUAUCAGUCACUCGAAGUAAUACAAGCUCUGCAUUGGAUUUUGACGAAGAGAGACGCCGUAGAGAAGACUUAGUUUUAAAACGAAGGAGUUAUCCAUUGAAAUCGGACUCAGACCGUCCCAUAAGGUUUGCCGUCAGAUCACUGGGUUGGGUUGAAAUAGCCGAAGAAGAUUUAACACCAGAGCGCUCAUCAAAGGCCGUCAAUAAAUGCAUCGUUGACCUAUCGCUUGGACGUAACGAUUUGCUCGAUGUCGUUGGCAGAUGGGGAGAUGGCAAAGACUUAUUCAUGGAUUUAGAUGAAGGUGCUUUAAAACUAAUAGACCCAGAAAAUUUGACAAUACUAAAUACUCAACCAAUCCACACGAUUCGGGUGUGGGGUGUUGGACGCGAUAAUGGACGGGAUUUCGCAUAUGUGGCUCGGGAUCGUUUAACACGGAUUCAUAUGUGUCAUGUAUUUCGUUGUGAUACGGCUGCCAGAACCAUUGCAAACACAUUACGUGAUAUCUGCAAGCGAAUAAUGAUUGAACGAUCCUUGCAAAUAGACUCGAACAGUGGUAGCAUGCAUGCAAACGAAUCACGCUGCGCUACACGACCAACCGAUUUGCCAACCGAGAAUCGACGAUGGGCUAGACAUGCGCAAUCGUUUCCGACGCCAAUGGAAGAGCCAAAAAAAGUGUUGAAAGCCCAGUAUUUGGGCUCAACGGAAGUAAAUCAACCGACCGGUAUGGAUACGCUGAAUGCAGCCAUCGAUGUCAUGGUGUACGGUGAAUCAAAAAUGGAACAAUGGGAAAAUGUGAAUGUCGCCGUGGCACCGAGCAUGAUUAGCAUAAAUAGCUCAGAGGAUGAUAGAUUAAUAGCUGAAUGUCGAGUACGGUAUUUGAGUUUUCUGGGCAUUGGCAAAAAUGUAAAAAAUUGUGCAUUCAUUAUGCACACGGCACAAGAUAAAUUCGUAUGCCACGUAUUCAUGUGCGAACCAUCGAGCGGAGCUCUGUGCAAAACAAUUGAAGCAGCGUGUAAGUUGCGCUAUCAGAAGUGCUUGGAUGCGCAUCCCGAAAGUCGGCUCUCAAGCGAUUCAACAACACCAAACAAAGGUAUCGGAGCGACAAUUAAAAAUCUCAUGAAUACAUUAUCAUUGAAUAAGAAAGAUCGCACUAAUUCCUGAGAACGAGCCAAAUCUCUGCAGGAGCUGUGGCCGCUGCCAGCAGAGAGAGAAAUCAUACCUCAUCGUCAUCUUCAAUCACCAUUAACAAAUAAGCGAAUAUUUGACUAUCGUAGUCCUUAACUAAAAGUGAUCUACGAACAUAGAGUGCUCACACAUAAAGGACAGCCGAUACAUCACUCAGAGAAUAAAUAAUUGCUUCAACAUACCACAAACGCAUAUAUAUAUAUAUAUAUAUAUAUGUACACACAGUACCACUGACGACAUUCCAGCAGGAAGAUUCAAGCAAAGGGGAGAUUAGAACCAGGAGAGCCGCACUCAAUUUCUGCAAAUAACUAAAAAACCACAUUUACCAAAUAAGUUGAAGACAAAGAAAAAGAAUAAUAAGAAGAAAAGAUAUCAAUACGUUAUGACAGACGAAGAAAGAAAGAAAAACAAAUCCUAACCUAUUUAAAUGUGCUUAGUGCUAUUUGAAAUGUGUUCUUUUUUUCAUUAGGUGUACAUACAAAAACAAAAUCUAUAGCGAAAAAUUUAGCAGAUUUUAUUUUAAUACAUGUUUGAAUCGAAUUCGAUUUGCGCUCAUCAAUGAGAAUUACAAACACAGUGAAAACCAAAGAAGACGAACAAGAGACAAGACAAACAACAACAAAAAAAACGAAUACCAAUGAAUAUGUCAUAAGUCAACAACAAAUAUACAAAUUGAUAUUCAAACAAAUUGAAAAUAAAACAAAAAUAAUGUUGCUAUCGACGCUUUUGCAAAUGUAGGCUUAAUUAGUGCAUCGUUGUUUUGUUCAUUAACCAGAAAAAGAAGAUGAGGAAACUACACACAUACAUACACACACAAACACACUCUUGAAUAUAAUCGUAUUCAGUAAGAGGUAAUAAUCAUUAUGAAAAUGUUUCUAAACAAAUGCAAAAACAAUGUAUUCACAUUCACUCAACCGCGAA